Molecule: messenger RNA, 300 nt
Organism: Dentiscutata heterogama
Lineage: Eukaryota; Fungi; Glomeromycota; Glomeromycetes; Diversisporales; Gigasporaceae
Source: the annotation of a GenBank genome assembly
UUAGCUAUUUCUAUCCUCAUCUUCUUUGCAAUACAUUUAACUGUGCCUAUAUUAAACAUGACAUCUUCAACAACAAUUUGCGACUUUUUAUUAACUACCGUUUGUUUAUCUUGUGAAAUCCGUUUUAAUAUCAUUGAUGACGUCAAAAUCAGAAUUUUGGUACAAGUAGCAGCUGAUGAAAUUUGUGGAACCAAUGUGGAAUUAAUUCUGGGCAUCGUAGAAUUUGUGGAUACUGGAAUUCUGGGCGUCGUGGAAUUAAUUCUGGGCGUUGUAGAAUUUGUGAAUGCUGCAGUGGGAUGA